AUGGCGACACGUAGCACCGCCGCCCGUCUCCGGCGCACCUUUCACUAUCCCAGCGACGAUGGCGCCGCCGACUCCGACUCCGACUCCUCCCCCUCCGCCAUGGAUGAGCAAGAGCAAGAAUCCUACAUCCAGAGGCUCACCGACCGCAACCGCGCCCAAAACACCCUCAUGGCCCGCAUCCUGCUCCUCCUCCCGCUCCUCGCCGCCAUCCCAUACCUCCCCGCGCUGCCCUCGCUGCCCGCCUGCCUCGCGCUGUCGUCGCUCGCCGCCACCGCAUACCUGCUGCGCCGACUUCCCCCCGCCGUCACGGGUCUGUACCCGCUGGAUGCCUGGACGGGCACGGGUGGUGCCGCCGGCGCGCGCGGGCCCUUGGACCAGACCCUGCCGUACCUCAACGCGCUCCUGGCCGUGCUGCUCGCGUUUUGGGGCGCCGCCGUCGCGUACAAGGCGAGCCGCUUCGACGACGCGGCCGGUCGUAGUUCGACCACACGGCCGGGAAAGGACGUGAGCGGCGCGCUGGCGUGGCCUGUCAUGUGCAACUUGCCCGCGGGUGUGUAUGCUGUCGUGUUGCUGGCCAAGAUGGUCAUGGCCGAUGUCGAUCCGGAAAAGGAGCUAUCUGUGCUGCGAUACGACUACAAAGGGGCCUAA
Molecule: messenger RNA, 648 nt
Organism: Cordyceps militaris CM01
Lineage: Eukaryota; Fungi; Ascomycota; Sordariomycetes; Hypocreales; Cordycipitaceae
Exons: 2
Coding region: 1-648 (215 amino acids)
Source: RefSeq, a predicted model, not a curated record